AGCUGUGCAAUAUUUGAUCGCUCCCAAGAAAAUGUUUAAAUACUUAAAUGCUGGCUUUGAAAUAAUUUCCAAUGCAAUGCGUGCCAAUGCAUAUGAAAUUAUUUUUUCUGUAGGUGCAAUUACCGCUUCAAUUAUAAUUUCAAUGUACUGUAAGGAGACGAUUGUGGUUAAGGUUAGGAAUUCUAAAAACUGGAUAAUAGAUAAAGCGUACCGUUGUAUUACAAGAUCUGAGAGGGUCAAUGACAUUAAUGUGGACACGGAGAAAGCGUCAGUUGCAACUUUUGUUGUUCCACAGCAGAUUAGCUUCACAGACGUUGACAAGUUGAACGCCGCAUACGAAGGACGGUGUACCAGAAGGGUAUGGAAGGUGUGGAAGAUUACUCGGGAAAAACAUAUACCAUUCAAAAAAAUUAGGCCGGUUUCAGAAAUGUAUCCGAGAACCCUAAUUUCUAAGGAUAAAAUCUCGAACAUGAUUAUAGCUUUGCAAGAAGAAAAAAUGCAGAGCAGCGAGACCAAAAAAAUAAUUGAAAUGUUAAAGAAAAUUGAUGCUUAUGGAAGUUUUCUUUCGAAAACUGAUGGCAAACGAGGAAACAUAUUAAACUUAUCUGCAUCUGAACGUAUAAAGACCAUAUAAUUAGCAUUAAUCAAUUUAAUCAAUUUAUAAUUUAUUUAUUUCAUUUUACAUUUAUAAAUAAAUAUACUCUGUUAUAUCAUGAUUUGGAUGUUCAAUAUUCAGUGGUGCCAAAUUUACUACAUACUUAUUUAGAGUGUUAUAAGAUAUUUUAUGGAUUUUUUAUACUUUUAUUUUCGAAAUGACAUUUGAAUACAUCUGAAAACAAUUGAGUCAUGUUGUCAAAUAUCAGUCAAACAAUUUGGCAGUAAAAUGCAGAAGAUUUUGGUAGGUUGCUUCAAAUAUGUCCUUGAGAAAAUCGACUUACAUUUAUGCUCAACCAUAUUCAAUGAAAUUGUCGUUCCUGGUAUAUUUCUAAUAUCCGUCGGCUUGAUGUAUCAAUUUUUGGGCAACGAGCAGUGGCAAAGAUGGGUGUUGGAAAAGCUAGGUAUCCCUUGGGAUGAAGUUGAUGAUGGAGGAUUAUUUGGGCAACCUUCCGACGAGUUACCAGUUAAACGUAGACUGAACUUCGUCAGAUCCAAAAAUAGGAAGAUGUUCGCACAACUUUUAACUAAUACUUUAAAGGUGAGGAACAUGAUUAGAAAAGGACAUAACCGUACCAAAGAUAUAAAAAAGCACGUUAGGCCAAUGACCAAAAUCUUAAUUCAGAAACAAUAUUCUCAGAAGACAAUAUUGAAAAUAAUUUCCGUUUUGGUAUAUAAAGAAAUGCCGAAAAAACAACUUUUAAAAAUUAUUGGAUAUGUAGUAUCAUCCAGAGGAAGAUCUCUAGCAUCUAGAAUUCGCAGAGAAAAUACCCGUUGCAAAGAGAUCUUUGAUAAAUUAUUUCGCUGAUUAAUUUUGGAUAUAAAUAUACAAUUACCCUUUAUGUAAAAUUUAUAUGUGUAAUGUAGUUUCAUUAAUAAAUGUUUUUAAAUACA
Messenger RNA from Aethina tumida (small hive beetle), 1548 nucleotides. RefSeq lists its product as uncharacterized. The transcript is spliced from 3 exons. NCBI's taxonomy places the organism in Eukaryota, Metazoa, Arthropoda, Insecta, Coleoptera, Nitidulidae. Bases 884 to 1462 code for a protein of 192 amino acids. The record is from RefSeq and is a predicted model, not a curated record.